Molecule: messenger RNA, 5588 nt
Organism: Monodelphis domestica (gray short-tailed opossum)
Lineage: Eukaryota; Metazoa; Chordata; Mammalia; Didelphimorphia; Didelphidae
Source: RefSeq, a predicted model, not a curated record
AUGUCUCCCCUCUCUCUUUUUGUGUCUCUAGUGGAAAGAUGCAUCAGUUCCAUGCAGGCUGGGACUCAGAUGGUCAAGCUCCGAGGUGGUUCUAAAGGCCUAGUCCGCUUCUACUACCUAGAUGAGCACAAGUCAUGUAUCCGUUGGCGGCCAUCACGGAAGAAUGAGAAGGCCAAGAUCUCUAUUGACUCCGUCCAGGAGGUGUGUGAGGGGAAGCAGUCAGAGAUUUUCCAGCGCUAUGCUGAUGGGAGUUUUGACCCCAACUGUUGCUUCAGCAUCUAUUAUGGGGACCACAUGGAGUCACUGGACCUGGUGUCCUCCAGUGGGGAAGAAGCUCGAACCUGGAUCACGGGUCUCCGGUACCUGAUGGCAGGGAUCAGUGAUGAGGAUAGUCUGUCCAAACGUCAGAGAACUCCCUCAAAGUGGCUGAAGCAGACAUUUGAUGAGGCAGAUAAGAAUGGGGAUGGAAGCCUGAGCAUUAAUGAAGUGCUCCAGCUCCUUCAUAAGCUGAAUGUGAACCUGCCCCGGCAGAAGGUGAAACAGAUGUUUAAGGAGGCAGACACAGAUGACAACCAGGGCACGCUGGGCUUUGACGAGUUCUGCGCCUUUUACAAGAUGAUGUCUACCCGCCGGGACCUUUAUCUGCUCAUGCUCACUUACAGCAACCACAAGGACCAUCUGGACACAGAGGAUUUGAAGCGCUUCUUGGAAGUGGAACAGAAGAUGACAGAUGUAACCAAGGAGUACUGCCUGAACAUCAUCGAGCAAUUUGAGCCUUGCCUGGAGAACAAGAGUAAGGAGGUGCUCGGCAUUGAUGGUUUUACAAACUAUACCCGGAGUCCAGAGGGAGACAUUUUCAACCCCAAGCACUACCAAGUGAACCAGGACAUGACCUAUCCGUUAAGUUACUACUUUAUCACCUCUUCCCAUAAUACCUACCUCAUUGGGGACCAGCUCAUGUCCCAGUCUCGGGUGGACAUGUACUCAUGGGUCCUGCAGGCUGGCUGCCGCUGUGUGGAAGUGGAUUGUUGGGAUGGACCAGAUGGGGAACCUAUCGUGCACCAUGGUUAUACUUUGACCUCCAAGAUCCUCUUUAAAGAUGUCAUUGAGACGAUCAACAAAUACGCCUUCGUCAAGAAUGAAUACCCAGUCAUCCUGUCCAUUGAAAACCACUGCAGUGUCCUUCAACAGAAGAAGAUGGCACAGUACUUGACUGACAUCCUAGGGGACAAACUGGAUCUGUCAUCAGUGAGCAGUGAGGAAGACUCCACCACUCUGCCAUCUCCUGAGAACUUGAAAGGCAAGAUCCUAGUCAAGGGGAAGAAACUCCCAGCAAAUAUCAGUGAAGAUGCAGAGGAGGGGGAUGUAUCUGAUGAGGACAGCGCUGAUGAAAUCGAUGAUGACUGCAAGCUAAUGAAUGGAGAUGCUUCCACCAAUCGGAAACGAGUGGAAAACAUUGCCAAGAAGAAACUAGACUCACUGAUAAAGGAAUCCAAAAUCCGAGAUUGUGAAGAUCCCAAUAACUUUACUGUCUCCACACUGCCUUCCUCGGGGAAACUCGGCCAAAAGGCUGAAGGCAAGAAGAAAUUCGCCUCUCUGGGCACCUCAGUCACAGACAAAACUAUGAACAAAGCUGAAGAAGAGGUGGAAUCCGGGGAAGACUUGAGUGGCAGCAAGCGAAACAGUCGACUGCUAAUGAGUAGCUUCUCCAAACGCAAGAAAAAAGGCAGCAAACUAAAGAAGACUUCCAGCUUAGAAGAAGGGGAUGAUGAUUUGGAUUCUCAAGGAAGCCAAAGCAAAGGGGCAAACCGGCAAAAGAAGACCAUGAAACUGUCCAGGGCUCUCUCUGACCUGGUGAAAUACACCAAGUCUGUUGGCAUCCAUGACGUGGAAACAGAGGUCUCCUCUAGUUGGCAAGUAUCAUCCUUUAGUGAAACCAAGGCCCACCAGAUUCUACAACAGAAGCCAGCCCAUUAUCUGCGUUUCAACCAGCAUCAACUGUCCCGUAUCUACCCAUCCUCGUACCGUGUGGACUCGAGUAACUACAACCCCCAGCCCUUCUGGAACGCUGGAUGUCAGAUGGUUGCCCUCAACUACCAAUCAGAGGGAAGGAUGCUCCAGCUGAACCGCGCCAAAUUCAAUGCCAACGGGAACUGUGGCUAUGUCCUCAAGCCCCAAUGCAUGUGUCAAGGUGUCUUCAAUCCCAACUCUGAAGACCCUCUCCCAGGGCAGUUGAAGAAACAGCUGAUACUUCGAAUUAUCAGCGGGCAGCAGCUCCCCAAACCACGGGACUCCAUGUUGGGUGACCGAGGAGAGAUCAUUGACCCUUUUGUGGAAGUUGAGAUCAUCGGGUUACCUGUGGACUGUAACAAGGAGCAGACCCGGGUCGUCGAUGACAAUGGCUUCAACCCUAUGUGGGAAGAGACCCUGGUGUUCACAGUGCACAUGCCGGAGAUUGCACUGGUUCGGUUCCUGGUCUGGGAUCAUGACCCCAUUGGACGGGACUUCAUCGGACAGAGGACGUUGGCUUUCAACAGCAUGAUGCCAGGUUAUCGGCAUGUCUACCUGGAAGGGAUGGAAGAGGCCUCCAUCUUUGUUCAUGUAGCUAUCAAUGACAUCUCUGGUAAGGUCAAACAGGCUUUGGGCUUAAAAGGCCUCUUUCUCAGAAAUCCAAAGCAGGCGUCCCUGGACAGUCAUGCUGCUGGUCAGUUCCACAACAGACACUCCAUUAGCGGCCAGCUCCUGCGGCGCACGGCUAGUGCGCCCACCAAGAGCCAGAAGAAGGGUAAAAAGGGCUUUCCUGAACUCACCAUGGACACCAAAGACAACGGCUUGGAGGGGGCCGGGGAGGACACCUCCCAGCCCCGCUUUGACUCAGAGCCCGAGAGUGCAGCCCCCGCCCCCGGAGCCCUUCCCGAGGGGCCAGGCCGAGGGCCCAAAGAUGGCCGCUCGUUCUCCAUCCAGAGAUCCGUCUCCUCUUUGUACAGCCUCGAAACCAUCGCUGAGGAGCCGCUCGUUGCCAAGGAAACGCCAUUCCCAGCUCCCUGCCCCCCUCCGCCCCCCGCCCCCCUCAGCCACUUGGAGGGAGGGUCCCACUGCUCCGCAGGCUCCGACACCCCUCUGAGCUCUCCCCUCCCCGCAGGGCCCAGGACCAACGGCCUGAGUGGACUGAUAGCUCCAGAGCCACCCAGGAUCGAAGGAGAACGGCAGAGCGACGGCAGAGAGCAGGAGUGCCAGGGGGCACUGCCCACCCCCCUGGCAGGGCAGGGCCUCUUGCUGGAUCCCUCCUCCUCCCGCUGUCAAGAGGAGCACGAUGGGGCAGUUCAGAGGGUGGGGAACGCAGGGGACCCCCGGGGGCCCCGCCGGCCUGGGAGCGCCGUUCCUCUGCGUGUCCCCCCGGUGCCAGCUCGGGCCCUGGCUGGCCCACCUGCGGUGGUGAGGAGGGCCAAGAGCGAAGGGCAGGUGACCUUGGACCACCUGGUGGUCCGGCGUGCCCCGGCCGGACAGUCCCCUGCCGCAGCGGUCUAUUCGGACGCCACGGGCAGCGACCAGCUGUGGAGCAAGCUGGAGCCGGGCAGCCAUCGGGACAGCAUGUCCUCUUCCUCCAGCAUGUCGUCCAAUGACACGGUCAUCGACCUCUCGAUGCCCAACCUGGUGAGGAAAAGCCUGCCCAACCUGGGCUGCUUCACGGGCAGCCGGGAGAAGCUGGGGAGCCUGGCGGCGCACAAAGGCCCGUGGCCCCGCGCGACGGCUUCGGUUGGGGCUGAACUGCCCACCGUGACCAAGAGUAAGUCCAACCCCAACCUGAGGGCUGGGGCGGCCCCGUUGCCACCCCCCGAUGAGCUGCAGCCCCGGCCCUUGGCCCGGAGACCCGAGGAUCCUCUGGCCUCUCUCCACCGGAGGCCCACCUGGAGCAGGCUGUACAUGGAGGGCCUCCGGGCAGAGGGGUCCUCGCUGGGGCCCCGGGCUCAGGAUAUGGGGGCUGCUGCCAAGUCCAAGAGCUUGGGUGACCUCACGUCCGAUGACUUUGCCCCUGGCUUCGAAAGCACCUACAGGAGCAUCAGCAGAAGCUUCGGCCCUCAGCCCCCUCCCGCCUCUGGAGCUGGGAGACCCCCAGGACCCAGGCUGCAGGCCCGGCCUCGGGACGAGCUGACCGAGCAGCUGAGGAGACUGACUGGCUUCCAGCUGGCCGGUGACAUCACAUCCCCCACCAGCCUGGGGCCAGCCGAGGAGGAGGAGGAAGAGGGGGACACCGGGCCCACCACCGCAGGCCAGGGGCCCGGCUUCCUUCGCAGGUCGUCCUCUCGGAGCCAGAGUAGAGUGCGUUACAUCGCCACUCGGGCCCGGCAGGCCCAGGAAAGGCAGCGGCUCCAGGGCCUGGGGGUCCAGGGUCCCCUGGAGGAACGGGGUAACCCCGAGGGGGCCUGCUCCGUGAGCCGGGAGGUGUGUGUGGAUUCUCUGGCUCUUUGUAUACCCCCGCCCAAGUUCACUCCGGGCCUCACUGAAGAUUCACACUCAGGCCCUGUUGUCUUGAAACUCUAAUCCAGAACCGGGGACAAGGAAGCCUAGCCAGGGAAAGGCAUUGGGGUUUGGGCUGCAAAGACUGAGAAGUGUUCUUACUCCCCGCCAAGGUCCUGCCUCCCCCUGACCUGCCCUUGCUCUGGGCUCAGGCCGAGGCCAAGGGCCAAGGUAGCUCUGGGACCUCACCACUGAACUGGUCGCUCUUACAUUGCCCAGGCCUGCCCUUCUCUUCCCACCCAGCCCUCUCCAUACAACUUCUCAGUACCCAUGCCUGACCCACUGUGUGAGAUCCUGCAUGCUAGCGCCAUCCCCUUUCCCCAACCUGAGCCGCCUAGGGGAGCGUUGAGCCUCGGCCCACUCUACCCGCCCCUAGAUCCCUUCGAUGGGCUCGUGGGGCUCACUCGGCAGCAUCAAGGCAAAAAGCAGGAGGAGGAUGCUGGAUUCUUGGACUCUACUGUUGGCGGCAUUCCCUCGGGGAAGGCUGCUGCCCUCUGGCUCAAAUAGAGGGAGGAUUUGGGCUGGGGGGAUGCUGUCCUACAAUGCUGCUGUAUAUAAAGCAUGGAGGGGGAGUUCUGGGGCCUCUCCAUGUUUGCACUGCCAUGCCAGGGUUUUCAUGUGUUUUAAAAUGAGAUUAUAAACGUAUAUAUUUAAAUUUUUAGACACCCGUAUAGAAUGGGAGAAGUUAUCCAAAAUUAUCCUUCUCCAAUCCCCAGUUUUUACCUUUGUUUUUAACCUCAUGUGUAUGGACUUACACAUGCAUGUGUAUGGGUGGGUAUGUUCGAGUGAAUGUAUACAUGUGUUUGUGUGUGUGUGUGUGUGUGUGUGUGUUCAGGACAGUGAGAAACCAUGAAGACACUAGCCCUUCUUGGUGGGGAGAAUGUUGACCACAGUGGCUUCCAGUCUACCCCAGUCCCAGGAGAGGGCAAUCACUUUCUCCUGGUGCCCAGGGUCACCCCCCCUUUUACCCAUCUUGCUUUAUUUGUAUAAGAAUUGCCUCUGUUCAUUGAAACAUUUUAAAAUCCUAUUUGUAAGCUCUUAAAUGACUCCAAUAAAGUGCAUUCAACCUU